AGUUCGUGGGCGAACGUUCGCCGAGUGCCGUCUCGCGUUCUCAUUUUCGAACGAAGGUUUCGUGUUCCUCCUCUUUUGCUCGUUGUCGUCGUCGACGACACGCGCUUCUUCUCGUUCAGCAAACUCCAAGCAAGACCCCUUCUUCGAUCAUCAAAUCUUAUUGUUUUGUUUCUUCCUGCUUACUAUCUUGCAUUUUUCUCCUCCUUCUCGAUACCCUUUCCUUUUCUUUCUUUACCUAUAAAUCCUCUUUUCAACCCUUUUAAAACCUUUACAUUUCUCCCGUAAAUAGUAGCAUUUUUUAUUUUUCCUCCUUCAAAUAACAGGGUAGGAGGAAGCCCGUGGGUGAGAGAUAGUGAGUGCACUACGUGUCCGGCGAUGCCGGGGGCGUGAAGAAAAAUGUAAGAAGAACAGGGAAAAGGGGUACGUUAUCGAAAAAGACCGGAAAGUAAGAGCGGAAAAGCUCAUACGCGUUCCCUUAACUGACAGACGCAUCACACUCGACAAAUAGUAGUCAGCUUUGUGGAUAGGCACAAAACCGAAGAGAUAGAUACGAAAACGGAAAGAAGAAGAGAAAGAACAAUAUAAAUAAGAAAAGAUAGAAAUAGAAAGAUUAAUAGAGAAAGAAAAAAAGAUAAUGCCAGAAGUUUGAGGAAAACAGUUACUUCACUUAAUCAUUUUUCUUCCGGAAUCCCUCACAGAUUUUUCUUCGGUGUCAGAAGUUUCUGUGUUGGGAAUUUGUUUUCUCUGCAGAAGAGAGCACGAUCAACUUUAUCGUCUUCAUUAUUGGAAUCGUUUUUCUUCAUCUACGAAGAUGAGAGGCCUUGUGCCAAGCAGCGUAUUCAGCCUACUUGUUCUGCUUUUCGUAUGGCAAAACGGAGCGCAGGCUAAUUGGUGGUAUUUGGGAUUGGAGCCUCGCUUGAGCGGAUCGGUCCAGAGUGUUGGAGGCGGUGCCGACGGUGCAGACGGACAACAGGGUUUGGGCAUUGCUGGCGCAGGUGUGAUCGGUCCUGCUAGUGCUGAAAAAAAUUGCAAAAGUGUCCACCUCAGUGUCAAGCAACAACAAAUUUGUUCGCGCUCACCACCAGUUCUUCAAGCGGUAAGCGCAGGCACAAGAUUGGCAAUCGAAGAAUGUCAGCACCAAUUCCGGUCAGCAAGAUGGAAUUGCUCAGUCAGUACAGACAAUCCGGACAAUAUUUUUGGUGGUGUCAUGCUAGUCAAUAGUCGAGAAGCUGCAUUCGUUUACGCGAUAUCAGCAGCUGGAAUCGCUUACAGUGUAACUAGAGCAUGUUCAAGGGGCGAACUGACAGAUUGUUCCUGCGACAAUCGAAUUAGGACGCGCCGACCAAAUAACUGGCAAUGGGGUGGUUGUAGUGAGGACAUACAUUUUGGGGACAAAUUCUCCAGAGAAUGGACGGAUGGUGCUGAAGAACCAAUCAAGGAAGGAAUUACGAAUAAUGCUAAAGGACUGGCCGGUCAACUGAUGAGAAAACACGACAGUGAGGCAGGCAGGCGGGCUAUCCGUUCGAAAAUGAAACGUAUUUGCAAAUGUCAUGGUAUGUCCGGUUCAUGCAGUGUCCGCGUAUGCUGGAGGAGACUUCCAGCAUUCAGAGAAGCCGGGACAGAUCUCGCAGCUCUUCACGAUGGGGCAGCAUUGGUACGACUGUCUCAACGAGGCGGCAGAAGACCCGCAAGACUGAGGCCCGCGCAACCUGAUCUUAAACGACCGAAUAAGACGGAUUUAGUCUACCUGGACGAUAGUCCUGAUUAUUGUGAAAGAAACAUCACAUUGGGCAUUCCUGGAACGAGAGGAAGAAUCUGCAACCGAACAUCACCGGGUCUAGAUGGUUGCCGGUUAUUAUGCUGCGGUCGAGGUUAUCAGACAAGGGUACGGGACGUCACGGAAAAAUGCAGUUGCCGAUUCGUCUGGUGCUGUCACGUGAAGUGCGAACUCUGCAGACAAAGGCGCGAGGAACAUAUUUGCAAUUAGAGAAGAGAUAGACUGUUGUCGC
This is a messenger RNA of Polistes dominula (European paper wasp), 2009 nucleotides long. Its product is annotated as protein Wnt-4. NCBI's taxonomy places the organism in Eukaryota, Metazoa, Arthropoda, Insecta, Hymenoptera, Vespidae. Gene Ontology annotation, biological process: canonical Wnt signaling pathway; multicellular organism development; cell fate commitment. The record is from RefSeq and is a predicted model, not a curated record. Gene Ontology annotation, cellular component: extracellular region. Gene Ontology annotation, molecular function: cytokine activity; frizzled binding.